UUGUAUAAAUAGCGAUGUUCAAUUCACUUAGAAAAGAGUUAACUGUGAAGCUCUAUUGAUAAUUCAUUAAAAAUGUUGUUCUUAUUUGCAUUGUUCACGGUGACUUUUGCCAGACACGUCGAUCUCCCGUACAUUGCUUUACAUAAUCCUGAUCUCUUCCAAGGAGACAUUAUUGGAAUUGAAGAUAAUGAUGUCAGAAAUGCCAUACCGAUUGCUUCACGUCGCUGGCCGGGUGGAAAAGUGGCCUUUGUCCUCGAUUCAACUAUGGGAGAUAAGAAAUCUUUAAUUAGCCAAGCAAUGAACCACAUAAAUCAACAAACAGGCGGAUGUAUUUCUUUCAAUGAAAGACAAUUGGAAACAGAUUUCAUUAGAUUCAUCAAUGCAGAUGGUUGUUAUUCUAAUAUUGGUCGAGUUGGAGGAUCACAACCUCUAUCCCUGGGAAAAGGGUGCGAAUAUGUAGGCACUAUUNAAACAAUUAUCUUAAAACACCUUUUGAUUAGAUUAUAG
This is a messenger RNA of Centruroides sculpturatus (bark scorpion), 507 nucleotides long. Its product is annotated as zinc metalloproteinase nas-6-like. Gene Ontology annotation, biological process: proteolysis. Gene Ontology annotation, molecular function: zinc ion binding; metalloendopeptidase activity. Lineage: Eukaryota; Metazoa; Arthropoda; Arachnida; Scorpiones; Buthidae. The transcript is spliced from 5 exons. The record is from RefSeq and is a predicted model, not a curated record. The coding region runs from base 73 to 507 and encodes 144 amino acids.